Molecule: messenger RNA, 1401 nt
Organism: Octodon degus (degu)
Lineage: Eukaryota; Metazoa; Chordata; Mammalia; Rodentia; Octodontidae
Gene: Etfbkmt
Product: electron transfer flavoprotein beta subunit lysine methyltransferase
Exons: 3
Coding region: 113-886 (257 amino acids)
Biological process (GO): peptidyl-lysine trimethylation
Cellular component (GO): mitochondrial matrix
Molecular function (GO): protein-lysine N-methyltransferase activity
Source: RefSeq, a predicted model, not a curated record
AGAUCCAGAGAUUCUGGUGGGGACCAAGUGAGAGACAGCCGUGUUUUCUCCCCGGAGAAGAGCAGCCUUACUCUCAGCACUUCUGGCAGGCCUAUACUUUGGGAAAGGACUGAUGGCUUGGAGCCUUGGUUGGAAACGCUGGGGUUUCUUGCAGGCUGUAACAAGCGGUAGCUUCUUCUCAUCUCCCUGGGGCCACUGUCCCUGGAGAGCAAGGGGAAGCUUUCUGGACCCUGAGAUGAGAGCCUUCCUGGAGGAGAACACCAAGGUCACUAGCAGUGGCAGCCUCACCCCUGAAAUCCACUUGCGGCUUUUGACCCCCAAAUGCAAGUUUUGGUGGGAGAGAGCUGACCUGUGGCCCUACGGUGAUCCUUAUUGGGCAAUCUACUGGCCAGGAGGCCAAGCCCUGUCUAGGUAUCUUUUGGAUAAUCCAGAUGUUGUCUGGGGAAAAUCUGUGUUAGACCUUGGGAGUGGAUGUGGAGCUACAGCAAUUGCGGCUCAGAUGAGCGGGGCAUCAAGGAUCUUGGCCAACGACAUAGACCCUGUUGCAGGAAUGGCCAUCACACUAAACUGUGAAUUGAAUCACCUCAGUCCUUUUCCCAUUUUAACCAAAAACAUUCUAAAUCUGGAACAAGAUCAAUGGGACCUUGUUGUCCUUGGAGAUAUGCUUUAUGACGAAGCCCUGGCGGACAGUCUUCACGGAUGGCUGAAGAAGUGCGUUCACACUUUUGGAACUCAAGUACUCAUAGGUGACCCUGGGCGGUCCCCGUGCAGUGGGCACAGCAUUUGGCAUGAAUUGCACAAGGUGGCAGAAUACUCCCUUCCAGAGGCCACCAGGCAGCAAAACAAUGGGCUGACAACAAGCGCUGUGUGGAAUUUUCAACCUUGAGUUGUCAAAGUGCUUUUAAGUAUGAAGACAGCUGUCUUUGGAUUUAAUUCUCAAAAAUAUUCUCCAUAGAAGCUACUCUGCCAUUCAGUGGCAAAUCUUGCUUCUGAAAUAUAAAGGUUUAAAGUUUUUUCAGCCAACUGUUGUCACAUAACUAGUCCUGCAUUUCUAAGAAUGCCAGUUGUACAAAUCUGUGCAAAUUCUUGUCUAGUUUUACUGCUGUAGGGAUAUGAUUAUGGAAAGCUGUACCCAGUGGUGGAAGUAUGUCAUUCAAGUAGUGAGGAGGAGUAGAGAUUGUGGCAGAGUCUGUCUCUCUAGUUGAGGACACUUGCUGUAUGUCUCCCUUGCUGCACUACUUUGGUACUGGAGAGUAAAGCCAGGCCCUCGUGGGCACUAGGCAAGCGCUGUACUGCUGACCUACAGUGAUAUACCCUCACCCAGUGAUAUAUCCUUGAAUUAGACAAACAAAUACAAAAUAUAGAAUACUGGAUUGUUUUUCAUAGUACUUGGGAUUGAAC